Messenger RNA from Patiria miniata (bat star), 2058 nucleotides. It is a transcript of the gene rpusd4, whose product is annotated as mitochondrial RNA pseudouridine synthase Rpusd4-like. Gene Ontology annotation, molecular function: pseudouridine synthase activity; RNA binding. Bases 20 to 1381 code for a protein of 453 amino acids. The transcript has 5 exons. Lineage: Eukaryota; Metazoa; Echinodermata; Asteroidea; Valvatida; Asterinidae. The record is from RefSeq and is a predicted model, not a curated record. Gene Ontology annotation, biological process: pseudouridine synthesis.
AUAAUUCCAUUGUUUCAAAAUGGCAGCGCCCAUGACACGCAUGUCGGUCUUAAAUUGCUGCAGUGUAUUCCUCAAAAACAUUAAAUAUUCGAAGCAGAUUCCACCAAGAAAAAUAAGUCAAGAAAAUGAUCCAACUUUCUGUCCUCCAUUUCGAACAUUUGUAAGCAAGUGGCGCCUUAUGUCUCCAAGAACUUACGCCCACAAUGACGUUUCUAGUGGCGGGAAACUGCAACGUGAACGUGCCGCGGCGGGCCCAACGGACGAUGUUCGAAUUCACGGUGACAGUACAGGGGCGAGUGUGCCAUUCAGGAGGCGAGUGGAAAAAGAGGUGUGGAGUGCGCCAGAUGAUGCACCAGUCACAGCCAAAACAGUGGCAAUGAAAAUCAGGAAGGAACAGAUGUUAAACAGAAAAACGGAGGAAACAUCGAGUUCAAAUUCAUCCGAAAAACCUGAACAAAUCAAUCAUGAACCAGAUCAGUCAGUUGCCAACAAAAGGAAAGAGGUAGACAGCAAAGGAUUUCGCACUCUGAGUCAUCAAGUGCAGGAUCUGAGCAGAUUUCAAGAAGACACUGUCACUUCCAUCUUGUUUAGAAGCGUCAUAUAUAAUGAAGGGGAACUAGUUGCCAUUGACAAGCCAUAUGGUUUGCCUUCCCAUGGUGGCCCUGGUGUCGUCCACAGUGUCGAUUCACUCCUCCCCCUCCUCGCAAAGAAACUCCGCCUCCAAAAGACCAGCCCCAACUCCAGGCUGUACCCAGUCCACCGGCUGGACAAGGAAACCACAGGGGUCAUGUUGCUUGCUAAGACUGACAACAUGGCCAAGAGACUGCACGGGAUGUUCAUCCGACACCAAGUGGGCAAGAAGUACUGGGUGGUGACAGUAGGGGUGCCGGACCCCAGGGAUGGGACCAUAGACAUGCCUAUGAUAGCCAGGGAGGUGGCUGGCAAGCAUAGGAUGGGCAUCCGGCCAGACAUUGGAGCUGUGUACAAGAACCUGGGAAAGCUGGGCGGAGGGGGUGGCACAAGGGCUGUCACCAAUUUCCGAGUCAUCAAUGAGAAUGGCAGUGCUGCACUGGUGGAGGUCCAGCCUGAAACAGGUGUGAAGCAUCAGAUCAGGGUUCACAUGGCCCUUGGCAUGGGUUGCCCGGUGCUUGGAGACCACAAGUAUUCUCACCAUGAUAAGCUGGCUCCUCAGCGGCUACCCAUGGCCAUUCUGCAGCAUCUAGGGAUACGGCAGGCCAAGGCUCGUACAGUACCCAUGCACCUCCAUGCAAGAGAGAUCAGCCUGCCAGAAUUCCUCCAUGGCAAAAACCUCUACAUUGCUACUAGGUUGCCCAGCUUCUUUGAGCAAAAUAUUAAGCGGCUCAAACUGAAAGUGGUGUGAAACUUGUAACUGUUGAAUGCUGAAGUACAUCUCCAAAUCCCGAAGACAAGAAGUCUGGUGUGGGGAGUGGGGGGGGGGGGGGGGCACUGCUCAGCAGAAGGCCUUAGACACAGUAGAGCAAAUGUAAAUGGCAUACUUGCCAUGCACGACAUACCAAACUUGUCAUCUUUUUAUCUGAGCAUCUCAGGAAGAAAGCCGUUGUUCGAUUCUUAUCGAUUCAUGUUCUUACAGCAUUUGCAUUUACAUUGUUUUAUGAUAUUGUAUUGAUCUUAGCAUAAACACCAGCCACUACAUCAGCUUUGAGUCAGCCAGUCGCCCCUGGCAUACUCGGAGGUUGAGCUCUUAUGCAGGAGGUUGUGGGUUCGAGUCCCACCCAAACGCUUGCUUGCUCUCAGGCAACGCUGAGAAUACAGUGCUUGGGUUUAAAAAAAUGCAUCAAUAAAAGGCUAAGCCAUAUAUGAAAUUGACAUCUCUCGGACACAAUAUUCCAUGAAAGAAGAUGAUGUGAUUCAAAUUACAUGUAGUUACAAGAAGCUGUAAUGUGUGAGUUGAUAUUAAAGCUAGACAGAGAAGUGUCACAAAUGCAAGGAAUUAUUAAUCACUUUUCUGUUGUUAUUUCAAAUUCAAUUGGUGGGUCUGAGUUGGCUACUUACAAUAAUUACACAUCUAGACUACAU